Molecule: messenger RNA, 339 nt
Organism: Schistosoma mattheei
Lineage: Eukaryota; Metazoa; Platyhelminthes; Trematoda; Strigeidida; Schistosomatidae
Source: the annotation of a GenBank genome assembly
AUGUGGCCUGAAAGACGAUUAAAAAGUGGGGUUAUCCCACCUUACCUAAUCAAAAUGAAACAAAAAGAAAAAGAACGGAUUCAAAAAGAAUUGGAAAACCAGCCUGAUCCAGAUCAACCUCCAGGACAUCAGAGAAUGCCAGAAGAAGAACGUUUAAAUACAUUAGAAUUGCUUAACAAAGCUCAUACUCAGUUGUCAGAGGAAUUUUCUCACCUCCCAGUACGUAUGGAUACAUUGAGAAUUCGUUCUAGACGUGCAGAAAUUGAAAGUCGUCUCAGUGAAUUAGAACAAGCUAUUGAAAUAUUCAGUAAACCGAAAGUAUUUAUUAAACCUGGUUAA